AACUGCCAUUUUGACCACUUUCCCAACAAGUUAGACAACUACUCAGAGCAAAUGAAAUCUUCCUCUACUUCUCAGCUAUUCAAAUAUGAAAUCAAAACAGGAAUGGCGUCUACCAAUCAAGAGGUACAGCUGUUUUAGUAACCGCAUCAACUUCUUUCAGUAGGCUACUUCCCACUGUUGAAUUAACUGUCAUAGAACUUUGAGAAAUAUCAAAUUCUAACACAUUCUAAGCAUGAGACAAUUAAUAAACAAUGUGACUUUUGACACAAAUCAGCUACUUUGACCACUUUCCCAAUAAAGCAAGCCCCACAACUUGUAAAGUUACCAUCUAGUUUGUUUUGUUUUUGUUUUACAGGCAUUAAACAGCCAAGCCAUGCUGUAUUGGUUGCAGCAGCUGCAAAUAAAACGGUGGCAGCACAAUACCAGCCUGGUGAAAAUACCUGCAGAGCCCUCCACUACCUCCACACAGCUCUGCCAGCUGCCUUCUGCACCUUGGGAAGCACCUCCAGCACCGCCUGUACCUCUGACACCCCCAGCACCUACAGUCCUUUCAGCUCCUUCAGUUUCUUCAGUUACAAACGAGUCUGCGCAGGAAGCAAAGACUGGAGGAAAGAGUUCUCCAUCAAGCAGCAUGAACAAGAGGGAGAAGAAAAUGACCAGUUCUCUUCAGCCUUCUGGGGAGGUGGUGUCAGGAAAGGAGGGGAGCCCCGUGGACAAACUAUCCAGACUCCAGCACGAGGUGUUCACGCUCACUGAGGAGCUCAAGUCACAAAAGGAGCUGGUGCGACUCCUUCACAAGGCCCUGGAGGCAGCACAGCAGGAGAAGAGGACCAGCAAACAGUUCCUGGCAGCAGCAGGGGAGCAGGAGCGGCUGGAACUGGUGCGGCACAAAGAGAGGUGUAUCACGGACCUGGACGGCCGCCUGGAGGCCCUGCUCAAAGACAAGGAGGAGCUGGAGCAGCGGCUGGCCAUGCAGGACUGCCAAGUGAAUGAGCUGCAGCAGCACGUGCAGCUCAUGAUGGAGAAGAACAACGCCAAGCAGGAAGUCAUCCUCAAGCUCUCCGAGCAGGUGGCCGCCUGCAUGGCUGACCCCCAGCGUACCGUAGCCAACUCCAUGGGCACAGAGACCUUCUGCAGGCUGCAGGAGAAGAUUGAGCACCUCAAGGUUAUUUUAAAAGUUACUUUUACAUUACAGCCAUGGGAAGUACGUCAACUCUUGUUUCAAGAAACACGGAUAAAACCACACUCUUUUUUUUGGUUUUGUUUGACCACCAUGUAAUCCUGCAUGAUGUGAAAAAGCAGUAAAGUAACUGAUCCAUGUUUUCACUGCUGGGGUGUCACAUACGGUAUUCUGCACCUUCUCUGCAUCCAAUAAGCAUUACAAACAUGACAUCUUAACUAGAUUUUAUUAGCAUUGGAGCAGACACACAAUUACUGUUUGCCACUCCAGUCUAAGAAUGAUUCAUUUAUAGUAGAACCGGUCCAGGGGUCCAGCGAAUAUAUACUAAUAUUGUAUCUCAGAGGAAGUCGUUUUAGUAUAUUGUAGUUUCUUUAUUAACGUCGGGGCAUUAUAAAUGAACAACGUCAGGUACAUCAGUGUGCCUAAAACACCAAAGUACGACACAGCAUGUAUUCUAUACAAAAAAAUCUGUGAAAAUGACUGCACAAGCACUGAAGUACAGUAUUUCUCAGUUUACAAAACAGCAUUCCAAACAGUUCUUAACGUGCUUUCUCAGUGUAUGCCAAAGUAAUCUGACAGGUUUUUUUUACAUUGUGUGUGUUAACCUGAGACAUAAACAACAACAAGGAUGCACGCUUUUUAACAGUACAGUAAUUUUAUGAAUCCUUUACUUUUCUUUUAUUUACUAUGGUUAAACUGGGCAGUUAUGUGAAGUGACAGCGUGUACAAAUUCUGACCUGCUAAGAGCUGAAUUUACUGUUUUAGACCCAUAAUAAAAUGUGCAUUGGUCAGUUUCCAUCAGUACCAUUCAGUUGGUAGCAGCAUAUGUAAGUCACACAUGGCACAGGUCCAUUUGGUAAUGAU
Acipenser ruthenus (sterlet) is the source of this 2044-nucleotide messenger RNA. Its product is annotated as TBC1 domain family member 2A-like. The transcript has 3 exons. Lineage: Eukaryota; Metazoa; Chordata; Actinopteri; Acipenseriformes; Acipenseridae. Bases 374 to 1279 code for a protein of 301 amino acids. The record is from RefSeq and is a predicted model, not a curated record.